This is a messenger RNA of Momordica charantia (bitter melon), 753 nucleotides long. Its product is annotated as MLP-like protein 31. The record is from RefSeq and is a predicted model, not a curated record. Lineage: Eukaryota; Viridiplantae; Streptophyta; Magnoliopsida; Cucurbitales; Cucurbitaceae. Gene Ontology annotation, biological process: defense response.
UCAUAUUUCUUGGCUUACAGAUUCCUAAUAACUUGUACUUCCAACAAACCAAAAAAUCAUGAAUGAUCUCUGUGGAAAGUUGGUGAUGGAUGUACCAAUCAAAGCUUCAGCUUCACAGUUUCAUGAAAUAUUUCACCAAAGACCUCACCAUAUCUCCAAUGUCUCCACCGACAAAAUACAAGGCGUGGAUCUUCACGAAGGUGAAUGGGGAAAAGUUGGCUCUAUCAUCUGCUGGAACUACUUUCAUGAUGGGAAGAAUUCAGUGGCAAAGGAGAUAGUGGAAGCAGUUGACGAAGAGAAAAAUUCCAUAACUUUCAAAGUGAUUGAGGGGGACCUUUUGGAGGAAUUUAAGAGCUUCAAGCUUACAAUCCAAUGUGUUCCAAAGGAAAAGGGAAGUGUUGUUCAUUGGACUUUAGAAUACGAGAAACUGCACAGUGAGAUUAAAGAUUCGCAUAGCAUGCUUGAGUUUGUUGCUGCUGUCUCUAAAGAUAUCGAUGCUCAUCUGAUGGAAGUUGCUGCUCAGGCAUGAUUGAAGAACAUUGAUUGGGGUUUUACUAUAUGCUUUUAAUUCUAUGUUUAAAUAAUAAUGCAUGUACUGUGUAUAUGCACAUGUUAUGCUUGGGUCUGUAUAAUACUAUGCUAUAUAUCCCUAAGUUGGAGAAGAAAUAUGUGUAAAAUAUUGUGUAUGUAUAUUACUCUUGUAUGUGAGAAUGUGAAUAAAAUUUCUAUGGUUAACUAUUGUGUCAGCUAAAA